Messenger RNA from Fopius arisanus, 1269 nucleotides. RefSeq names its product hydroxymethylglutaryl-CoA lyase (gene Hmgcl). Gene Ontology annotation, molecular function: hydroxymethylglutaryl-CoA lyase activity. NCBI's taxonomy places the organism in Eukaryota, Metazoa, Arthropoda, Insecta, Hymenoptera, Braconidae. The transcript is spliced from 2 exons. Gene Ontology annotation, biological process: L-leucine catabolic process; ketone body biosynthetic process. The record is from RefSeq and is a predicted model, not a curated record. Bases 215 to 1246 code for a protein of 343 amino acids.
GUCUGCCACCUCCUCGUCCUCCCAGAGGAAUCGGUGAUUUUCUCGGAUGACGUCAUGAUCGGUCUUAUCCCGGGACCUCGAAUCAUUCAAGAGCUGUUUGAGUCACGUACAUUUGAUGUAAAUUUCGACACCAAAUCACUCUGAAUCACAAACAACCCCGAUAAGCCGGAUUGCGUGGUGGAGAGUGAAUGUGUCGAUUUAUUGGUAGUGGUUGAUGAUUUCUACAUACGUGUCUCGUCUGAGGCUAUCCAGGGAUUUACCGCUGAGCAGAAGGAAAAUGCUUUUCGUUUCUCCACUACAACGCCUAAGAGUUCUUCAGAGGAGCACCGUGAAUCGAAAGCUGAGUGAUUUUGUCAGGGUAGUAGAAGUGGGUCCUCGAGACGGUUUGCAGAACGAAAAAACUGUGGUCCCUACCUCGACGAAGAUCUCUCUCAUCAACAGGCUAUCCUCGACUGGUCUGAAAACCAUAGAGUCAACGAGUUUUGUCUCGCCAAAAUGGGUGCCGCAGAUGGGGGACAGCUCUGAGGUCUUUACCUCGAUCACGAAGGCUCCGGGGGUUUCGUACCCGGUGCUGGUGCCGAAUCUGAAGGGUUUAGACGCAGCGAUCUCAUCAGGAGUGAAGGAGAUCGCAGUCUUCGGUGCUGCCUCCAAUACUUUCUCCAUGAAAAACAUUAACUGCUCCAUCGAGGAAAGCCUCAUACGCUUCCAGGAGGUGGCAAAGGCGGCCUUAAAGGCUGGGAUCAGGGUCAGGGGGUACGUCUCCUGCAUAGCAGGUUGUCCGUACGAGGGCGAGGUCAAGCCCUCGGUGGUCGCGAGGGUCUCGGAGUCGAUGCUGGAGGCAGGAUGUUACGAAAUUUCUCUCGGGGACACCAUUGGCACUGGCACUCCUAGAAUCAUCACCAACGUCCUCAACGAGGUGAAGACAAUCUUCUCCCGGGAUCUCACCCUCUUCGCCCUUCACUGUCACAAUACCUACGGGCAGGCUCUCGCUAAUAUCUUCACAGGACUUACUCUCGGGGUCAGGGUGUUCGAUUCCUCUGUUGGAGGACUUGGAGGCUGUCCUUAUGCUGCUGGAGCAUCUGGAAAUGUUCCUACGGAGGAUCUGCUGUAUUUACUUCAAGGGGAAGGGUUACAAACUGGUGUCGACUUCGAGAAAAUCGUGGAGAUUGGUGAAUGGAUCAGCAAGCAACUUGGGAGAGAUAAUCAGUCCAAAGUCGGAGUUGCUUUAGCUUCUCGGAGGAGGUGAUUUUUACAAACGUACAAAUUCAA